Molecule: messenger RNA, 2275 nt
Organism: Synchiropus splendidus (mandarinfish)
Lineage: Eukaryota; Metazoa; Chordata; Actinopteri; Syngnathiformes; Callionymidae
Product: KH domain-containing, RNA-binding, signal transduction-associated protein 1-like
Exons: 9
Coding region: 173-1354 (393 amino acids)
Biological process (GO): regulation of alternative mRNA splicing, via spliceosome
Cellular component (GO): nucleus
Molecular function (GO): mRNA binding; poly(A) binding
Source: RefSeq, a predicted model, not a curated record
CUUGCAAUCAAAUGCAUCUGCGCCAUCUCCUCUUUGUCCAUUGAAGAAACACCGCCUCGGUCGGUUGCUCUCCAACUCGCAACAGAACCCCCCAGUUUCAGCUCACCUUCAUUGGCCCAAGCCGGAGGAUAGUGCGAACUUUCGUACGAUCCUCACAACUGUCUCAAGCGUUAUGCUCAAAGCUGGUGCUAACAACAUCGACCCCGAGUCCGACGUCGCGCAGAAGAACGGCAAAAUGGAAGACACCAAGUACCUCCCCGAGCUCCUGGCCGAGAAAGACAGCCUGGAUUCGUCCUUCACGCACGCCAUGAAGCUGAUUUCUGCAGAAAUCGAAAGAAUCCAGAAGGGUGAAGCCAAGAAGGAGCAGGAUAAGGAGACGUACCUGGACCUGUUUGCAACUAAGAGCCACAAACUCAAAGAGCGAGUGCUUAUUCCCACUAAGCAGUACCCAAGAGUCAACUUUGUUGGAAAACUACUGGGACCUCAGGGCACCACGAUAAAGAGACUCCAAGAAGAAACUGGGGCCAAGAUCUCAGUUCUUGGUAAAGGUUCGAUGAGGGAUAAGAACAAGGAAGAAGAGUUGAGGAAGGGUGGCGAGACCAAAUACGCUCAUCUAUCAAUGGAGCUUCACGUUUUCAUUGAAGUCACUGCUCCCAUCCCUGAGGCAUACGCACGAAUGGCUCAUGCCAUGGAUGAGGUCAAGAAGUUCCUUAUCCCGGAACCCGGUGAGAUGGAGAUGUUCAUGGGUCCUCAUUUCCUCAAUGGAGCCCAGGAUGGUGGCAGGGGACGUGGCGGUCAGAUGGGACGGGGCAGGGGUGGCCCCCCUGGAGCUGGAGGACUUAGGGGGCGAGGAAUGCCACGCGGAGGACCCCGUGGAGCAAUGAGGGGUGGGCCCAGGGGAGCCAUGAGAGGCGGGAAUGGACCAAGAGGUGCCAUGGGUGGAAGGGGCGGGAUGACGUCCCCUCCCAAUCGUGGCGGUUCUGGUCGCUCGAGGCCGCCUGCUGCUGGCGCGCCAAGGAUGCUCCCGGCUGCUGCUCUCUCCCACCAGCAAGGUCCUGCAGCAGGUGCAGGAACCAAAACCGAAGGUUAUGAGGAAUAUCCCCCAUACGACGAGUCAUAUGCCGAGGGUGGUUAUGAAGGAUAUGGCAACUACUACGAUCAGCAGGCUGCUCCAGGGGACACUGAAUAUUAUGAUUACGGCCAUGGAGAAGCCCAGGAUGCCUCUUAUGAACAAUACGGUCAAGAAGAAUGGGACAACUCCUGGUCUAACGCUGGGGCCGGAGGCAAGGCUCCCUCGGCCAGACAGGGCAAAGGAGCCUACAGAGAGCACCCAUAUGGCGGCGGCAGAUUCUGAGCGGCUACUGGUAGAGUUGCUGCGGCAACUGUCCUCGAUUGUAACUCACUUAACUUUUUAAAAGUAAUUUCCCUACUUGUUUUCUCCCUUUUAUAUGGUUUUACUUUUAUUUUUUAAAAGACUGGUUAAGAACUGUUUUGUUGGCCGUCAUUGUGCCAGAAAGUGACAAUUUGUUUACUUGUAACAUGUUUUCCAGUUGUGUAGUUGGCAAAUGAGGUCCUACUAACAAAACACUCGGCUAAGACAAUAUUAUACACGAUAGGCUUAUUGUGAUUGUGGCGAUGAACUCUUCACAUCUGUAAUUUUAAAAAGUCCCUCACGACUGGACGCCAAAAUUCACAAUAUCCCGAUGUAACUUCACUUAUGAAGUCGUAAAACCCAAAACACGUUUGUGUUCCAAACAAAACUUAAAUGUCUGUGGGGAAAAAAAUAACUCAUCAAAACCAUUCAAAUUUUGACUCUGCCAACGAUGCAAUUUGUAUAUUUUGUUUGCAACUGCAAAAGUCGUUUUUGACCAACAAAUCCUUGUACAGUAAAAUUAAACAUUCUGUUUAAGGACGGCUACAGCCGACCCAAACCUUUGUACAUAACUGUAGGACAAGUGUGUGUGCUUUAAGCCGUGCCGUCUCCAAAAUGCUUGUGUAACGUUUGGCUAACUAGGAUACUAAAUAUAUCCAAAAUGUCUUCUUUUUCUGCAGUACGUUGUUUCAAUAAAGUUUCUAGCUCCUCCUUAAACAGACUAAACCUGGUAUCUUUGUUGUACCAAAGGUAUGGCUCCGUUUGUGACUCAAGUACACUGAAUUACUUGUAUGUACAAAGAAAAACUAAGUGUUUUGCUAAUAAGAUCAUCCCCUUCGUUUGUUUAAAAACAUUUCUAAACUUGUUGUCAUUCACAAAAAAAUAAAGCUCAUCAUUCCACAA